CUGCUCAUACAGUAUUUUUUUUUAAUGGAACUUUGAAUUUUGCCAAUUUAAAGUCAGGUUGAGUACAUGUAAUAUGAUCAAGAGUUAUGGGGCUGUGUUAGACCUCACAGGGGCACAAUGGAAUCACUUUUACCCUGUCAACAUCCGUGUGAAUUUCAUCAAGUUUUCACUAAAUUGGUACAGAAAUGUACCCCAUAGACAAAGUAUUUUUAUAGGGGGGGGGGGGCCAAUGUACUCCCUUUCAGACUUUCAACAGCCUUAAAUGAUCCCCCCUCCCUAAAAAAAUCCCCACCAAACUUCAGAAAUUUGAAAUAAAGGGUACAAAUAAUGCUGCACAUAUUCAGUAUCCAUUUUAUUGUAGAAUUUGCAAAAUUACAUAGGAAAGUAUACUUAAGAAAAACAUUAAACAAAGAAGGAGGAGGGUCCAUGUCCUUGAUUUCAAACUAUUGAUGCCUUUGUCAAAGCAAGUGUGCAAAAAGGAAACCAAUGAUUACAAAAUUACUUUUCCACGGAUUCAAUUAUAUUCAUCAUACUGUUGAGAAUUUGUCUAAAAAGUUUAGGUACCCAAGGGAGAGAUACAGUCUACAUUCUACAAAAUUAUAUGAAAAUUGAUUUAAGUUACGCAUGGGUUUUUUGCAUGAAUAUGAAGUGCCAAAUUGCAUGUAUAAAGCUCAUUACCUUUUGUCUCGGGGGACUGUAUUCCAAUAAAUGCCAAUUGGGCUGGGCAAAAUAUACCCUUUGCAUUGAAAACUACUGUUAAUCUAAUGAAAAAAUUGUAUCUUCAUUGUGAUGAAAAGUAAUGGGUAGUCCCAUUUUCCUUGUCAUACUCCAAUCAAUUGUUAAGUCAUUCAUAAACACUUCUUGUUAUUGUAAGUCAAAUGAUCACCGAAGUGAAAACAAGUUUUUGAACAAAUUAUGUAAACCUUCUCAGUCGUACACUUAAAGAUUUCUUCACUCCCAUAUUCAGAUUCACCUUAAGUUUGACAUUCUUUAGAUGAACCACUGAAGUCCACAUUGGCUAAAUUAUCAUUUUGUUUUCCUUUAAUCAUCUUCCACAAUUUUCAUUCAUUUCAGUAAAAAAAAAAAGGGGGGGGGUUAUACUUCCAAGAUGCAUCGAGAACCUUAUUGUACAUCACCCAGCUGUGAAAAACAACACUUUGUUAUAUGUCUGAGUAUGGUAUCCACCUUGUAAUGGUGGUAUAAAGCGGACUCUAUAUGCUCGUACAUUAACUUGCAUAAUGGACUCCAAGCAAGUAAUUAUCUUUUGAUCCCAGAGUACCCUUAACAUUGUAUUUUGUCAUGAUUUCCCCACCCUAGAUAAUACCUUAUAUAAUUUAUUUUCAUCAUAGGAUGAAAAGCAUACACUUUUCCCCUGUUUUUUGCAAUUUUGAUAUCCUGUUCAUGAACACGUACAUCACCUGGCCAUGAAAAAGAACCCCUUUUAUGUGCUUUUAGUGUAAAGGGCAUGCAUAUGUCCACCUUACUUCGGCAAUCUAAUUGAAAUAGUUUAAAAUCUACCUCUCAAUUUCAUCAUCAAAAGGGACCAAUUUGACCUCAAAUCUAUUUACGUCCAACUGCGGCUAUUCAACAUUUCUGUAAUGGGCAUACCGUGGAUUCCUGAAACAUAAGGCUUAGUGAUUGAUGGAACAGUUGACUUGUAUGAUUGCAUAUAAUCAUCAAUGUAAUCAAUUGUAAAAUCAGCUCUAUGUAGUAGCUCUAAGCUUUGUGCUACUGGGCCCAAUGUGUCUUUAUCUUAGGAACAUUUCAUGAAAUUUAUGCUGACUAUUUAUUAUAAGCUACUGAAAUCCUUUCAUCUGAUUGGCUGAAAGCAAAAGUGUCGGUGGAAAUCACUUUGUUUCAUGAAAUGCCCAUCUGACAGAGAGAAAACUACAAUGUAAGUAUUGAAUUCCAAUUAUCAAGGUUUAGGUGAAAGAAAAAGGUCAAAGAAGAUAUCAUUUUGUAGUUUGAAAUAAUGCUGUAGAUGAUAGAUUCUCUCCUCUUCACAUGUUUUAAGAGGACAUGAUAACAUCAUUACAAUGAACAAUUUCCAUCUUUCAAUGCUCAGGUUUACAUCUCGCAGACUGAGGAAAUUAUGCCGAUCUGGGCCCCUCCAACUCCUCCACAAGAUGAUAACGAUGUUUACAUUGACCAUGUGAUGUGCCUUGGGUACGAGCCGUCCAUCAUGACGGAAUCUCAACUUCCUCCCAUCUUCCAUAAGAAGGAAACCAAAAAGAUUAAAGUGGAGCCAGGUGCAGUUGUACCCACUCGCAAGAUCAAAAGCCAUGGUCACCAUCACCACCACCAUCACCACCAGAAAUCCGAGACCGUUCAACAGCCUCCAAUGCUGCCAACGCCUCCUCAAUCUCUCUUCAACCGACCGUCAGCAGCACUUCUUAGGAUGCGACGUGAGGCCAAACAGCAGAAGAUGCGUGCCCUGGCCGGUAAGCCGGUGGUCAAGCCUAUGCCUGUUGUCCAUCGACCUGCUACCUCCGAGACGACAUCGAUUGACAAGCUCGAGUGGCUCAUCAAUGAAGAUUGGGCUUUGCUUCAGGCGGUACAGACCCUACUGGAGCUACCCUUGACCCUGCAGCCAUUGGUCCCCGGUCAUAUCAUCAACUGGGACCUGGUGAGUGAUAUCGUCAACGCCUGUAGCCGUACCUUCAGGUCUGCCAAGCAGUGUUGUAAUCGUUACGAGAGUGUCAUCAUCCCAAGGGAGGAGGGCAAGAUCCUCUAUGACACUAACCCUAAGAAACAGAAGAAGUCCAAGGGCAUCUACCGGGUCAGCACGAAGAACAAUCGUCCUAUGAAGACCAGUCAGCUACACGCACAGGAUGGUAACUCAUCCCAUACUAUGCUCUUCUCAGCCAAGUUUGAUGGCAUCAAAAUGGCUAUCAAUAAACGACAACCAUUCCUCAAACAAGUACUGAACAAUCCAUUGUUGAAGAACCCUAAACACAGUGCAAUACUCGCUGAGUCUGGGAUCAACUAUGAUAAACCUAUGCUGCCAAGUGAAGUUGCUCAGAAGAGAGCAGAAAGAAUUGCCAGAGAAAAGAAGCUUGCAACUCUACAGGCUCAGCAAAAACUUGCAAGAGAGAAAAAGCUGCAACAAGAACAGCAGCAGCAACAGCGUCUUUUGGCCGCAACCAAGCAGCAGCAGAGCCAGCAACAAGGCACAGCAACACAGGUGACAGCUCAGCCAGUGGGUACUGCUGCCGGUGCUACAGUCUUGCAAUCUGGGACCAUUAGCCGCACAGCUCUUGGAACCGCAGUAACACAACCAAUAAGGGUAUCUGGUACCUUAGCUGCUCAGGUUGUACGCUCCCAGGCUGUACGUACCACAGUACCUCAGCUCACCUUACCAAAUGUAACCAGUCAGAUUAGGACACUUGGAACAUCAUCUCCUCAGAUUGUCGUCUCUUCUGUCUCUUCCGCCAUGACGACGGGUCAACAGACAAGGGUCACUCCAACAGUUUCUUUGCAAGGAGGUACACAGCUUAACAUGAAGAACCUUGGUCAAUUCAGCCAGCUUGCUCUCAUGAAGAUCAAACAACAACAGCUACAACAGCUGCAGCAACAGGCCCAACAGGCUCAGAGUAGUAGCAGCGGACAGGCAACAUCAGGAACUGUCACCCAGACCACACAGCAACAAGCUGCCACUGCUCAAUUGAAGGCUGAACUGAGGAAGAUUCAGCAAGCUCAGGCCCAAGCCCAGGCAGUGCAAGCCCAGGCUCAGGCCCAAGCCCAAGCUUCAGGAGGACAAUUAACCACCAUCCAGAAGGCUUCUGUGUCUACGACCCAAGCCAUUACAGGGGUAACUCACGUCCAGUUGACACCUGCCCAGAGACAACAGCUUGCUCAGCGCAAGGGUCCCACCCUGAAUACCUCUCAGGCAGAGAUAGCAGCCCUACUGAAGCACCACCAAGCCCAGCAGCUACAAGCCCAGAAGAUCAAGGGCAUCUCAACCAUCCCUGUCACCUCAGUCACCCAGCUCAAAGGCAUCACUGUCAGCGGAGUAACGGUCAGUGGCGUCACCACCCUAGGACAAGCUGGAGCCAAGGGUCAGGUAGUGUCUGUAGCUGGAGGUAUGAAGGCUCUGGCUAUACCUACAGCAGGGGGCUCGGGGACUACUACGACUCAGCUCUCAAAGGUCAACCUUCAGCAGAUUCUGCAGAUGAAGCAACAGAAGCUGAUUCUUGCUCAGGUCCAAGGUCAGCCUCAGGUCGUAACUUCUGGUCAACAGGUAAGGGUAUCAUCAGGUCAAGGUCAAACUACUGUCCAGCGCGGUGGCACUCAGACUGCUCAACCAACCUUGGUUCAACAAGUAGCUAGUCUACAACAGGUUGGAACAAUAGGUGGGCAGCAGGUUCGUGUGCAGCAGGUGACCGCACCUAGAGGUCAGCAGCCUGGCACCGUUCAGGUCCAGAGGAUACCUACCAGUCAGCUCCAGGGUCAACCUAUGCCAACAGUCAGACAACAACUUCAGCAACAGGUCAAGAGAGUGCCUCAGACACUGUCGAUACAACAGCAAGGAAAACCUGUGACCAUCAUACCACCAGGUGCAGUUCUAACAUCAUCAGGAGGGAAGGUUACUGUCUCGCAGGCCUCUGUUUCUCAAGCCCAGAAACAACCUCAGCAGCUGGUCACUCAACUGGUCACCUCUACCUCUGUUGUCACUCCUAGAACACAGGUUCAGCAACAGAGCACACCGAACAGGACCCCUCAGCUGGCACGACUGGUCCAGGCACAGCAGCUGGCCCAAGCUCAGGCCCAAGUCCAAGCCCAGACCCAGGCUCAGGGCCAAUCAUCUCCUGCACAUACAGUGGUUUCUCAGACGGUGGUUGUCCAAGAGGAGAGUUCAUCAGCGGGUCAGAGUAAAGGAACUGUUCAACAGACCACACCAGCCACACAGCAGGUGAGCCCUUGAAGGUUCAUGUGGUUACAAGUGCUGCUACAAAACCACCUGUCUCUAUCUCCAUCACCCAACCCACAUCUAAGCCAUCUUCUCAACAGCAGCAACAGACAACAGUCACUGCAACUCUUCAGGCUCAGACACAGCAACAACAACAACAACAGCAGGAGGAAGCACAGGAUUCCCAGACACCGCAAGGUAGAGUGGAGGUCCUGCAGCAAGGAGCGUCGUCGGUAUCACGUCAGUCUCCAUAUGCCAUGAGGUUACGAAAGCCAUCACAGUCUAGCAAGGACUAGCAACAAUAAUGUCUGUCCAGAUAAGUCACAGUAGCAGCAGAAGCAGAAACAUCAAUAUAAAUUGACAGAUGCAACAGCAUAGAGUGGAGGUCCUGGAGCAAGGAACGCUAUCGACAUCACAUCAGACUCUGUAUGCUUUCAGUUAAGAAAGCCGCCAUAGUUUAUCAAGGACUAGGAACCCUAAUGUCCUUCGGGCAUUUUCCACAUAUACUACACAAGUCAUGACAAGCUUUCCAAGGGGUUUCCUAUGCAAUAGGUGAAGCUAGAGAUGCACAAGGCACAUUUUGUCCUACUGGUUUUCAGACAGUCAUAAUGUGGCAUGCAUUUGAUAAUGUGGUUGUUUUUUUGUGAACAAGCUACUGCAUGCCCAAGAAUCUGUUCAGUUUGAACCAGGAUGGAUAAUUCUUUUCAAGAACAUUGUGAAACAGUGGUUGUUUUCUCAUAAUUAUGUGUGCAUCUUGCAUCCUUAAAGACCCUUCUUCCUGUUUCCAGAUUCUUUAAGAAAACACAUGUAUUACAAAAUAGCUCGGAAGCUGAUACAUGUGGUUGUGGAGUCUUCUAUCACUGUACCUUUGCAGAAAAGUACAUGAUGUAAGCAGUAUAUGCUUUUACUAGCCAACAGGACAAAGUGAAAGAAUUAAAACAUCAAAAGUCACUAACCUCCUACAAUACUAAACACUAGUUAGACUUUACUUUCUGAUUGUAGUUCUUAUUUACCAUGCCAUUGUCGAUAAAUCAAGGCAGCAACUUUUACUUAUCCCAGGUGAGGUAAGGCAAUACCUUGAGACAGUGAAUGGAGUUAGUUAAUCGACAUCAAUCUAUAUUUGCCAAACUCAACCCAGGUGAGGUACAUGUGUACUUGCUUAUGAAUAGUGACAGGGAGUCGUUAGUAGAAAGGGUUAAUAAUUAUCAUUAAUCUACUUCAUUCUAUAUUUGCCACAUGUGAUCUGGGAACAUGGUACUAACAACAGCAAUUCAUUGCUUUUAUAAUUUGAUGUUGUCAGUCUUUAAUCUACAUUAAUCUAUUUUUAACACACUUCAUCUAGAUAUCAUUAGUAAUAAUUAUUUGAAAUAGGUAAUGAAGGCUACGCUAGCCUUCAUUUGCCACAACCCUCCCAGGUGAGGUAAAUGGGUACUCUGUAUGACUUUUAAAAAAAAGUGAAGUCUUGUCUUUUGCAUCAUUUAACUUUGCCUUUGUUGGGUAAGAAUAAACUUAGUAGGAAUGAUUUUCUUGAAAUGUCUCAUCUUGGCAAUUGCAUCUGGGAUAAUAAUCAUGGCAUGCCCACAAUCUCAUCUGUAAUGACACAAAGACUGUUCAAGAACCCAAAUUGUCUUUUCUUAUCCAUAUUUAUUUAUGAAAUAUUUAUUUAUAGAAUAACAUUAUUUUGUGACUUCAGUUUCAUCAUGAAAAAGUGGAGUCAGUCAUUCACAUUAGGGAAAUACAGCUCCCACAUUUUUGCUGGGUACUUUUAACUAAUGCAGCCAAAUUCCAUUUUAUUUGUAUUCUGAAAAUAUUGGUAUGAUGGUGUAUAAAUUGCUAUUCUGUUAUAAUAAAAUCUUUGAUUUUAUGGUGAAAGUUGCACAGUUAUGAAGAUCAUUUUGAAUGGCUUUGAUUGGGAAUUAUAUUACCCUAUGUUUGAUGAAAUUUAAAAAGAAAUUGUAGCUCUUUAGAUAUUCUGAUGAGUGAUAUUACUCAUGCUGUAACUGUUUCAGAAUAAUAUAUUUCUUUUUGUUGUGCUUUGAGUGUGUAUUGUGUGUAUACGGGUUUGAAAGACUUCUUUAUAAGUCAACUAUCGCACUUCAUUCUCCUGUUAGGAUGAUGUUCACAUUUUACAGUUUGUGAAUAUUCAGCUUCAGCUUGUUUGGGAAUACAUUCAAAUUUCAUUUUAUGUUGUGAUAAUCGCACUUGUUUUCUCCAAGGAUGUUUGUAACUGGGGUUAAUUGCAUUGGAGUAAUAAAUUAAAUAUGGCAAAUAUUGAUUGCCAUACUUGUAAUUCCAUCUGUGAAAUAGACAGUGUGUGUGAAUUUUUUUUUAAUAUCAUGCAAAAUAAACCGUCACACCUUGAUUUCUCUUGGAUGUUCAAAUUUC
Messenger RNA from Lytechinus pictus (painted urchin), 7294 nucleotides. Its product is annotated as E1A-binding protein p400-like. The record is from RefSeq and is a predicted model, not a curated record. Gene Ontology annotation, cellular component: Swr1 complex; NuA4 histone acetyltransferase complex. The transcript is spliced from 18 exons. Gene Ontology annotation, biological process: DNA repair. NCBI's taxonomy places the organism in Eukaryota, Metazoa, Echinodermata, Echinoidea, Temnopleuroida, Toxopneustidae. Gene Ontology annotation, molecular function: chromatin binding. Bases 2093 to 4924 code for a protein of 943 amino acids.